Messenger RNA from Sorghum bicolor (sorghum), 1108 nucleotides. RefSeq names its product serine/arginine-rich SC35-like splicing factor SCL33. Gene Ontology annotation, biological process: mRNA splicing, via spliceosome. Bases 234 to 875 code for a protein of 213 amino acids. Gene Ontology annotation, molecular function: RNA binding. Gene Ontology annotation, cellular component: cytoplasm; nuclear speck. The transcript has 6 exons. The record is from RefSeq and is a predicted model, not a curated record. Lineage: Eukaryota; Viridiplantae; Streptophyta; Magnoliopsida; Poales; Poaceae.
UUGUCUUUCUUCACACACCCGUCGCAUUCGGACCUCGGAAGCUUCCGGAGACAGGAGACCACGGACCCGUCCGGCCGCCGCCGCCGCCGCUCCCCGUGCCCUAGACAAAAAGAGGUACGCCUCCCUCCGAUUCCAGAGAGGGGAAGAGGGGAUUACGGACGCCGCCCUUGAUUGCUGAUUGUUUGCCGCCACGACAGGCCUAGCCUCGUCUGAUUUGCUCCGCCGAGAACAACAUGGGAAGAAGCUACGAUUACAGUCCUUCGCCGCCAAGAGGUUACAGGAGAAGAACUCGCAGCCCAAGUCCUCGUGGUCGUUAUGGAGGCCGUGGUAGGGACCUCCCAACUAGUCUUUUGGUGAGGAAUCUUCGUCGGGAUUGUAGGCCUGAUGACCUUCGUAGACCAUUUGGAAAAUUUGGCCGCGUUAAAGACAUAUAUCUGCCAAAGGAUUACUACACUCGGGAACCUAAAGGAUUUGGGUUCAUCCAAUACUUUGAUCCUGAGGAUGCUUCUGAUGCGAAGUACCAUAUGGAUGGGCAGAUGCUGCUUGGAAGGGAAAUUACUGUUGUUUUUGCAGAGGAAAACAGGAAGAAGCCUUCUGACAUGAGGGCCAGGGAAAGAAUGAGUGGCAGAAGCCGUUCUUAUGAUCGGAGGUUGCGCUCAAGGUCACCUGGUUACAGUGAUUCUCCUAGGGGUAGAUCAAGGUCGCACAGCCCAAGCCACUCGCCAGCACCUAAGCGAAAGCACUAUUCAAGGUCCCCGUCUCCUCGACCUCGAGAGAGAUCUAUGUCGCGUUCACCUGCUGACAGCAGAUCAAGGAGUGUGAGCCCCAGUGUUAGCAGGUCUCCUCGCAGGCAGAGAUCUCAGGGCUCUGUGUGACUAUCUAGUCGCUGUUAUGCUGAACCGCAUAUCUUCCAGAUUAUUUUUGUCAGCACCCUCGUGUACUCUAGGAGUUUUGAACAUGUAUGAUGUAUUUUGUAUUCCGACAUCUAUGAUGAGUGAAGUGGAUUGUGAACCAACGAACCUUGAUGUUUGACCUGUUGAACCACUGCACAGGUGCCCAUAUGACAUGAAGUUUUUUUUUCUGCAACUGAUAUGGCAGUGUUCAUCCA